UUACUGCAGCGCGACAACAGUUGCCGUUAAUGCACGAAGAUGUGUCGCAAAACAGGAAGUGUCGUAAACGUGAUGAAACGUUUGUGCACAGCAGAUACACGUGUGAUCAGAAGUGUUGUGAACGUUCAUUUGUUGUCAGGAUGGCGAAGAGUUUACGCAGCAAAUGGAAGAGGAAGAUGAGGGCAGAGAAAAGAAAGAAGAAUGCCCCCAAAGAGUUGGCACGACUUAAAACCGUGCUGGGCCAGGGAGAGAAAGGAGAGAUCACCAUGAAAGAUGUAGCUGAGAUUGCCACAGUGGUGCCUGCGGAGAAGGUGAAAGAGAAAACACAAGACGUAGAUAUGCAGGAGGACGAAGCUGAUGUUGGCAAGAUGGAUUUAGAUAGUAAACGCAAUAAAAAGACAAUGCUGGAUAAUCAAGGACAGUAUCCUGGCUGGAUGAACCAAAGGCAGAUGAAAAAGGUCAAAGCUAAACGUUCAAGCAAGAAAGGAAAACCUAAGAAGGGAAUAGCUUGGUAGAUAAAUCGACGUCUUUGUGUAUGGACAAGUUACAUUCCUGUAACUGCUGUACAGGAUCAUUGAUGUGCAUUAUUAUGUGCAAUUUGUAUAUUUCUGUGGACUGUUUAUGCAGACUUGAACAGACAAAUACUUGCUAAAUGUGAUGAUGAUCUAUUAUUGGCAAGCACUGUUUACGGAUUGUGAAUGGACCAGAAGUAAAGGUCCAUUUUAAUACUCCGAGUCCUCUUGAUUUAACAUGCCAAUUGUCCGACUAUAUAUUUCCGUAAAAAAUAUAUACAUGUAUAUACAUGCUUUCUCUAUUUUGACCACAUAAUUGUUUUGGUCUGCAUGAUUUUGAAGUUUAAAAGAAUAAUUAUGAUUAAGCAUGUGUUUUCAUCAUAAUAAAUACAAUAUUCAUUCA
Messenger RNA from Misgurnus anguillicaudatus (oriental weatherfish), 915 nucleotides. NCBI's taxonomy places the organism in Eukaryota, Metazoa, Chordata, Actinopteri, Cypriniformes, Cobitidae. The record is from RefSeq and is a predicted model, not a curated record.